Molecule: messenger RNA, 1344 nt
Organism: Peronospora belbahrii
Lineage: Eukaryota; Oomycota; Peronosporomycetes; Peronosporales; Peronosporaceae
Source: the annotation of a GenBank genome assembly
AUGAAUGUUGACGAUCGACUAAACUCGCUUGAACCCCGACUCUCGUGGUUCUACAUUCGACUGUUAUUGCUCAUUGGUGUGAGUUGGGCUAUUCAAGCGGCAGAACUCGUAUUGCUCAAUUUCUCGCGAGUGCUUGUUACCAACGACAUUGGAAUGGGGACAUUUGCCCUUGAAAUCUUUGGAGUCAGUAUUUUCGUGGGAUCGAUGGUCGGAGGGCCAAUUCUCGGCUACUUUGCGGACAAAUUUGGACGCCGGAUUGCUUUGUUGGUUUCUAUCGUAUUCUCUUUGGGAGGACUCGCGGUGUCUGCUCAAGCGCACGGUGAUUAUAUGCUAAUUGUCGGCCGUAAGAUUACUGGUCUUGGACAUGGUGGACAACUUUCCUCGACAUUUGUACUGGUUCAAGAGCUAGCCCCUCAAUUAAUUCAUGGUCGCAUCGUCUCACUGCUCGACGCUUUUGCAGGUAUCGGAAGUUUGAUUGGUUUGGCUCUUGCGUAUGCUGUGGCACCUUGGUUAAAGUGGCGCACGACUUACUUGGUCGUAUCUGGACUUGUAUUGUACACGGUAGUGCUGCCUUUCACCAUUCCUGAAUCACCGCGUUGGCUUGCUAGUGUUUGUCGUACAGAGGAAGCUAUUGAUAUUGUAAAACAGAUCGAGCGUUCGCACAUUCAGAAGAAAGAAAUCAAUGUUACCUCAGUUCCAGAGUCGUCGUCUUCAAUAAAGCCUUCACGAUACAAGCAACUAGUUCCCACAAUCAUACUCUGGACGUUGUGGGCUGUGAUGGCCUUGUCAGCUUAUAUCUUGGGGACCUAUAUUCCGACACUAGUUAGUCUUUUUGGUUUCAAUCUGUUUGCGACCUGGAGCAGUAUUGGAGUCUUUAACAUCGCUCAAGUGGUUGGUUCGUUCACAGCUGCAGCAGUAUUGGACACUUAUGGACCGCACCGCUCAUUCGCUGUCUUUGCAACAUUGACGGCUGUUACCUCUAUUGCGCUUGGCCAUAUGACUUGGUCACGAGAGAUAGUCAUCACCGUCUCCUUUCUGGUGAAUGCUCUACUAUCGGCUUGCUGGAGCUGCAUUUUCACGUAUACACCGGGACACUUUACUACAGCUCAUUGUAGCCGAGGAAUGGGCUACGUUGUUGGAUUCAGUCGCUUCGUUGCUGUGGGUGGAUGCUAUUUGUCCCCUUAUAUUGUAUUGAUGGUGAUGGCUGUGGGUAUUGUACCAUCUUACAGCUACUAUGCGUUAGAAGAAGAAGACGGUGAUAACUCAUGCACUUGGACAUUACCGAUGAAUUUAGAGUCUAGUGGUGUCAGCGCUGAAGAUUCGACGAUAGAAGCCAAGGAAUGA